Molecule: messenger RNA, 3578 nt
Organism: Paramisgurnus dabryanus
Lineage: Eukaryota; Metazoa; Chordata; Actinopteri; Cypriniformes; Cobitidae
Product: protocadherin alpha-C2
Biological process (GO): homophilic cell-cell adhesion
Cellular component (GO): plasma membrane
Molecular function (GO): calcium ion binding
Source: RefSeq, a predicted model, not a curated record
AAAGUUAAAAACACUUAACUACCUAGAAAUAGUUUCUUAUGCUUAUUGUUAGAAUAAUCCUUAAUAAAUUUAGACUAAAUAAAUUUUGGCUUAGAUUUUAACAUCACUUUGUGUGUAAAAUUCAAAUUAAAGUCGAUGAAUACUUUGCCUCUCCAUCCUAACACAGAGUAGCCACGUCCACCCCUCAUUCUCCCUCACCCAAAUACACUAAAUGUAACAGUCUCACUCGUGCGCAUUUGCCACUGGCCAGAGGCGCGCGCUUUGGUAUUAAAGUAAGAGAUGCAGGGACUUACCUUUCAUUGUCAGUAUCACGCCCGUUCUUUCUUGUGGUGUUACUGUGCGUUUCAGGGGGCUUUUGCAAAUCUACUAAGCUUCUUGAUCCAGUUAUGAGUGCUGAAUUUGAAAGCAUACUUUACAUUUUUUAAAUGGAGCUGUUGAUGUGGACAUGGCAGGUAACCUGCCUGACAUUAAUCGCAUGUGCGGUGGAUGUGGUUUUGGCACAGAUUCGUUACAUGAUUCCAGAGGAACUGGAGCACGGGGCUUUUGUUGGAAAUAUAGCGGAGGAUCUUGGAUUAGACAUCAACAAACUAUCUAUCCGCAGAUUUAGAAUAGUCUCCGGCGCCAAAAAGCAAUAUUUGGAGGUAAACUUAGAAAACGGCGUUUUGUUUGUGAAUGAAAGAAUUGACAGAGAAGAGCUGUGCGAACAAAAUCCAUAUUGUUCAUUUCAUCUCCAGGUUGUUAUUGAGAAUCCAUUGGAAUUAUACAGAGUGGAAGUUGAAAUAUUGGAUGUCAACGACAACUCGCCUGUCUUUCAGUGGAGUGAAUUUAACCUGGACAUCUCAGAAUCGGCCGUGUCUGGAUCGCGCUUCCCACUGGAAAGCGCGCAGGACCUGGACGUCGGCGACAACUCUCUGCGCUCUUAUUUGCUAAGCGUAAACGCACACUUUAUCCUAGACGUGCAGACGCGCAGCGACGGCAGCAAGUUCGCUGAGCUGAUUCUCGAGACCCCGCUAGACCGAGAGCAGCACAGAAAUCACCUAAUGGUUCUUACAGCUGUGGACGGGGGCGCGCCAGAAAGGACGGGUACUGCGCAGAUAAACGUCACAGUCCUGGAUGCGAAUGACAACGCGCCGGUGUUCGACCAGAACUUUUAUAAAGUUAAGCUGGCUGAAAAUGCACCUCGAGGCACGGUUGUGAUUAAACUAAAUGCCACUGAUCUUGAUGAAGGACCCAAUGGAGAGAUCACGUACUCUUUUAGUGGGCACGCUCCGAUGAGAGUGCGUGAGCUGUUCUCGGUGGAUCCCCGCACUGGAGAAAUUAAGGUGAAAGGACUCAUUGAUUAUGAAAAGGCAAGAAUGCACGAGAUAUAUGUGCAAGCUAAAGACAACGGGCCGUCUGCUGUGGCUGUACAUUGCAAAGUUAUGGUUAAUAUCCUAGACGUCAACGACAAUCUACCAGAAGUGAUCCUUACCUCAGUGUCCACACCUGUCCAAGAGGACGCACCACCUGGCACAGUUAUCGCAGUUAUUAGCGUUAUGGAUAAGGAUGCUGGGGAGAAUGGAAACGUCGAUUGUGAAAUUCCUCAUCACGUUCCAUUUCAGCUACACUCUUCCUUUAAAAACUAUUACACGUUGGUUACGUGUGAUUUUCUAGACAGAGAAACCGUGGUACGCUGUAAAUUCGGUUUAAUUACGCGGUACUUUGCGGGUCGUAAAAUAAAGUGUUACCCCAUUUUGGUGCAGGUGUCUGAUAUCAAUGAUAACGCGCCACGAUUUAAGCAGCCCUCCUACACAGUCUACCUAACCGAAAAUAACGCGCCAGGAGCCUCGAUUUGCACCAUCACAGCACAAGACGCAGACGCGGAUCAGAAUUCCUAUUUGUCAUAUUCUGUUUUGGAAAACGACAUCCAUGGAACGCCAGUGUCCACCUACGUGUCCAUCAAUUCAGACAAUGGCAAUAUUUACGCAUUGCGCUCUUUCGAUCACGAGCAUGUCCGAAACUUUAAAAUCGUAGUUCAAGCGGAAGAUGCUGGCUUUCCGCCCCUCCGCACGAACGUCACUGUAAACGUAUUUGUUUUGGACCAAAAUGACAACCCACCAGUAGUUGUUGCACCAAUGCCCGUGAAUGAUACAGAAGCUGUUGUAAUUGUACCCAGAUAUGCCGAUGCUGGAUACCUAGUGGCCAAAAUAACUGCCAUGGACGCAGACGCGGGCCAAAACUCACGUCUCUUUUAUGAGGUCCGCCAAGCUACGGAUCUCAGUUUAUUCAGUGUUGCCCUAUACACUGGAGAGAUCAGGACAAUGCGCCGGCUGAUGGACAACGACCCCACGAGGCAUAAACUGAUGGUUUUGAUCAAGGACAACGGUCAGCCACCCCUCUCGGCCACGGCCUCCAUCAUCUUGUCAGUUGUGGACAACGUGCCUGAAUCUUUGCCUGAUCUCGGUGACCUCGCACUCAGCCCCCAGUACUCAAACCUCGCGUUGUAUUUAAUAGUGUCCCUGGGCGCAGUUUCAUUUACCUUUCUAGUGGCUAUUAUUGUCCUGGCUACAGUUAAAGGAUACAGGGACAGAAACACUAUUUUUCAUUACAGUUCGUCAUGUUGUGGUUUUAAUUCUAAGACCUCUACCAGUGAUAAUAUUAAUAAAAACUUGAAUAUUCACGUCUCACCAAGACAUAAGGAAGCGGCGCACUGCGUGGAAGUCAACGGGAAUGAUCCAGUCGGUCAAAACUACUGCUAUAAAAUGUAUUUAACUCCAGAGUCAUCGAAAAGUGACUUUAUGUUCCUCAAGCCAUGUAGCCCUGCCAGAACACCUUCUCGAAAUAAUAUCAAGGAUGUGGGCCACAAAACUCUGACUUGGAGCCCAGCAAGCCACAGUUUCGUUACAAAGAAUGAGAUGAUCUCUCCAAACGAAUUCAGAUGGGGCAACCAAACACUGACCAAAAACCAGCUCAAUUCUACAUAUAAAAGUCAUACUUCAAUAAACACAGGUAGGACACUGCAGCGCAGAAUGAUGCAGGACUCGGACAAUUAUGCUUAUCAAUCUGUUUCUCAGUACUGGACUUGGGGGAAUCACAUUCAUGAUUAUAAGAGCUCACCCAAGGUUGGAAGCUUUUCAAACCGCUCAUGGACUCCACGCUACAACCAACCGGAUCCACCUCAACCCCCACCGGAUUAUCAACAUAAUGUUUACAUUCCUGGAACACCAGCUACACAAUGUACGCUUAAGUUAGCCAACAAUGCUGACAUCGAAGUCUACAGCUCGUUCUCAACUUUUGGAAAGAAGAUGAAGCUUAUGCCAAACAAUAACCGUCAAGAGGAUGCAGUAAUAACCAAUGAUUUUUUCAAGUAAUUUUUUAAAAACCUGAAUUUGUCACAUGAAAGUCAUUUCCUGUAUAGAAAUUGCAUGUCCUUUGUAUGUUUUAGUGUAUGAUUUACCUUCAUAAUUGUCACAACAAAAGUAUAACUAAAUAUUUAUUUUAUAAUUAUUUUUUAUAUUAUUAUUAUUGUUGUUUUUAGGCAUUUUGAAAAAUAUCUGGAAAGUAAACAAGUGGUUGCUUAACUGUAGCCUAAUUUAUUU